CCGGGCAAUUUGGAGCCGCGCGCCGGGCGGGAAGGUAAGAUGGCGGAGUAGCAAAGAGAAGCGGUUAGCUUUUGAGUCUCUGGGCCAACUCGGUUGCCGGUCUCCGCAGCUGCCACGAACGCCGAGAGAAGAGUGCCUUGGGUCGUUGGCCAGGAUGCCGAAUAUCAAAAUCUUCAGCGGCAGCUCCCACCAGGACUUAUCCCAGAAAAUCGCCGACCGCCUGGGCCUGGAGCUAGGUAAGGUGGUUACGAAGAAAUUUAGCAACCAGGAGACCUGUGUGGAGAUAGGGGAGAGUGUCCGCGGCGAGGAUGUCUACAUUGUGCAGAGCGGUUGUGGUGAGAUCAAUGAUAAUCUGAUGGAGCUUCUGAUCAUGAUCAAUGCCUGCAAGAUCGCCUCGGCCAGCCGCGUGACGGCGGUCAUCCCAUGCUUCCCCUACGCGCGGCAGGACAAGAAGGACAAGAGCCGGGCUCCCAUCUCGGCCAAGCUUGUUGCCAACAUGCUGUCCGUGGCGGGUGCCGACCACAUCAUCACCAUGGACUUGCACGCGUCUCAGAUCCAGGGCUUCUUUGAUAUCCCGGUGGACAAUCUGUACGCCGAGCCGGCUGUCCUCAAGUGGAUCAAGGAGAACAUCUCCGAGUGGAGGAGCUGCACCAUCGUCUCCCCUGAUGCUGGCGGAGCCAAGAGGGUGACCUCCAUUGCCGACCGCUUGAACGUGGACUUUGCCUUGAUCCACAAAGAGCGGAAGAAGGCCAACGAGGUGGAUCGCAUGGUGCUGGUAGGAGACGUGAAGGAUCGCGUGGCCAUCCUGGUCGACGACAUGGCCGACACGUGCGGUACCAUCUGCCACGCGGCCGACAAACUGCUCUCGGCUGGAGCCACCCGAGUCUACGCUAUCUUAACGCACGGCAUCUUUUCGGGGCCAGCCAUUUCCCGCAUCAAUAACGCGUGCUUUGAAGCCGUGGUCGUCACCAACACCAUACCUCAGGAGGACAAGAUGAAGCACUGCUCCAAGAUCCAGGUGAUCGACAUCUCCAUGAUCCUUGCGGAAGCCAUCAGGAGAACUCACAAUGGGGAAUCGGUUUCCUACCUGUUUAGCCAUGUCCCUUUAUAACAACAUAACUUCCCAGGCUUUUUUUUUUUAAAAUAAAAGUAACCCCACUGCUUACUUUUUUUAUGUUGGGGCUCACAAUGGUAAUUGUUCUAUAUGCACAUCUUUAAAAAGCUUGAUAUAUCUUUCCCUCUCUGCAGAUCUACCUUUUCAUUAAAAAUAAAUCUUAAAAGGGGGGGAGGGGAGGGGAGGGCUGGCGCAAUGGCUGCAGUGGCUAAUCUUAAGCCACUUAAUGGCAGGCUCCCAUAGGAGCUCCGGUUCGUAUCCCGGUUGCUCCACUUCCCACUAAGCUCCCCACUUGUGGCCUGGGAAAUCUGCGGCUGGUGGUUCUAGUCCCUGGGCCAUCAUGGGAGACCCGGAGAAGCUCCUGGCUCUUGGCGUCAGAUCAGCUCAAGUCCUGCUAUUGCAGCCAUUUAGGGAGUGGACCGGUGGAUGGAAGAGCUUUCCUUCUUUCUAUAAAUCUGCCUUCCAAUAACAAUAAAUGGUAAUAAAAGCUUGAUUUAAGCUA
Molecule: messenger RNA, 1616 nt
Organism: Ochotona princeps (American pika)
Lineage: Eukaryota; Metazoa; Chordata; Mammalia; Lagomorpha; Ochotonidae
Product: ribose-phosphate pyrophosphokinase 1
Exons: 1
Coding region: 155-1111 (318 amino acids)
Biological process (GO): ribonucleoside monophosphate biosynthetic process; purine nucleotide biosynthetic process; 5-phosphoribose 1-diphosphate biosynthetic process
Cellular component (GO): cytoplasm; ribose phosphate diphosphokinase complex
Molecular function (GO): magnesium ion binding; ATP binding; ribose phosphate diphosphokinase activity
Source: RefSeq, a predicted model, not a curated record